Molecule: messenger RNA, 2609 nt
Organism: Xenopus tropicalis (tropical clawed frog)
Lineage: Eukaryota; Metazoa; Chordata; Amphibia; Anura; Pipidae
Gene: ppil2
Product: peptidylprolyl isomerase like 2
Biological process (GO): protein folding; protein ubiquitination
Cellular component (GO): nucleus; ubiquitin ligase complex
Molecular function (GO): ubiquitin protein ligase activity; peptidyl-prolyl cis-trans isomerase activity; ubiquitin-protein transferase activity
Source: RefSeq, marked provisional
GUCUGGAAAAAGUGUUCAGUAUUGAAACAGAACGGGGCUUCAGUAACAGAUAAACAAAAUGGGGAAGCGUCAGCAUCAAAAAGAUAAAAUGUACAUCACUUGUACAGAAUACACAAACUUCUAUGGAGGAAAGAGACCAGAUAUUCCAAAAUCAAAUUUCAGACGCCUGUCGUUUGAUCACUGCAGUUUGUCCUUACAGCCCUUUGAAUAUCCUGUUUGCACACCGGAUGGAAUAGUCUUUGAUUUGCUGAGCAUCAUCCCUUGGAUAAAGAAAUAUGGCACCAACCCAAUCACGGGCGAGAAGCUUGAGGCCAAGUCUCUAAUAAAACUGAAUUUUGCCAAGAACCAAGAUGGCAAGUAUCACUGUCCCGUGCUCUUCUCUGUUUUCACCAACAACUCCCAUAUUGUGGCUGUGAACAAAACUGGAAAUGUCUUUUCUUAUGAGGCUGUUGAGCAACUGAACAUUAAAUCAAAGAGCUACAAGGACCUUCUCACUGAUGAACCUUUCACCCGCCAGGACAUAAUAACUCUCCAGGACCCCAACCAGCUGGACAAAUUCAAUGUCUCAAAUUUCCACCAUGUCAAGAACAAUUUGAAAGUAACAGAUCCAGAUGAGGAAAAGGCACGUCAGGACCCAUCAUAUUACCUGAAAAAUGCAAACAUGGAAACUCGGGAAACUCUGAGUGAGCUUUACAGAGACUUUAAAGGGGAUGAAAUGUUGGCAGCCACUAUGAAAGGCCCGGAGAAAAAAACAACAGAUAAACUCAAUGCAGCUCAUUAUUCUACGGGAGCUGUGAGUGCAUCCUUCACCUCCACAGCAAUGACUCCUGAGACUACUCAUGAAGCUGCUGCUAUUGCUGAAGACACCGUGCGUUAUCAAUAUGUAAAGAAGAAAGGUUAUGUUCGCUUGCACACUAAUAAAGGUGACCUCAACUUGGAGUUGUAUUGUGACAAGACUCCCAAGACAUGUGAGAAUUUUGUCAAGCUGUGUAAAAAGAAUUACUACGAUGGUACAAUCUUUCACCGCUCCAUCCGUAACUUUGUGAUCCAAGGAGGGGACCCCACAGGCACAGGAACAGGAGGAGAGUCAUUUUGGGGAAAACCCUUCAAAGAUGAACUUAAGCCCAACUUAUCACACACAGGGAGAGGAGUUCUUAGCAUGGCUAACACAGGACCCAACACUAACAAAUCCCAGUUUUUCAUUACCUUCCGAUCUUGUACCUAUCUAGAUAGGAAGCACACAGUGUUUGGGAGAGUGGUUGGGGGAUUUGAUACCCUGACUGCUAUGGAGAAUGUUGACACUGAUACAAAAACCGACCGUCCUAAGGAGGAGAUUCGCAUAGAAAGUAGCACAGUGUUUGUGGAUCCCUAUGAUGAGGCUGAUGCUCAGGUGGCUGCUGAAAGGGAAAAGACUCGGAAAGCAGAAGAAGAAGAAAAAAUGAAGGCAAAAGCUCUGCUACCAAAAAAGGAACAGAGCCAGGAACCCAAAGCCUACAGGAAAGGAGUUGGGAAGUAUAUUAACAUGGCAGCAACAAAACGUUCAGCUGAAGAUGAUGAAACGGGUCCAUCUACUAGCAAAAAGGAAAGACUGACACGGGACUUUAAAGAUUUUAGCUCCUGGUAGGGGCAAAGGACCCCAGUUUCCUAUCCACUUGCUCUUGGACUUAAGGUGACCUCUCUGUAUAACUGUAAAUUGGCCCUCUAAUAGCUGGACUUGUUUUGGGAAAAUAUGCGUCUGAAGAUUCUUGGGGAGCUUACACCGACACAUCAGGAUAUAAUAGGCGACUGCAAAAGUAUUUUUGGGAUAAAGAAGAACAGAGCAAUAGGCAUCAGCUUUGAUAUAAGAUGAAGCUUUUUCAGAAACAACAGGGAACAAGAAAAUUGUAGAGCAAAUGAAUUCUAAAGCAGUCAGUGCAAGAAUGGCAACAAGGGUUAACCAGUAAUAGAAUGGACAGGCCAUGAGGCCACAAUGAAUGACAGUGCGUGACCUGUUAUGGAGUGAUAAAGGCUGUGCAAAAAUGACAGGCAGUAGAAUAAUGAAGGUCACAAGAAGAAUGUUUAAAAUGGGGGAAAUGAAUAUGGGACCACAUCAUCUAAUUACAUACCUAUAAGAUUUUAAGUUCCAGUCUGAAACCUGACUAGUGCUAUUACCUGCCUUCAAUGGGUGUGUGCAAGUUUAGGAUUACUAAAAAUAUAAAGAUAUGUAAGCAACAACAUUAAAACCUAUGCCUGAUGUAUUGUAACAUUAUCUCUUGUACUGCCUUCCCCAUUGGUUCAUCUAUGUGAAAUAUUGCCACAGUCCUGCUUAUACAGCUUUUUCUCAUUUUUUAUUGCUUGCCUUAGUUCAACAUUGGCAUAUCCAAGGGAUUAUUUGCAAAUCUUACCAUAUCUAGUAUGCCCUGUAUACUAGUGCUUCAGACUGCACACAGUUCUUUGUAAAAUGAUACAGAAUUAUGGUAAUCAAACAGAUUUUUCUUCCGAGACCCAAAUGCUGCGCUGGGAUAUCUCUGCUGUAUCCAGCAGAGAGGGAAAUGUUAGAGACUUGGCUAUCGCUUGAUUCUCAAGGUCUCUAUAUUUUUUCAAUAAAUUUUAUUUGAGGUUUUCAAGCA